This is a messenger RNA of Capsella rubella, 704 nucleotides long. RefSeq names its product NADH dehydrogenase [ubiquinone] 1 beta subcomplex subunit 9. The coding region runs from base 46 to 399 and encodes 117 amino acids. NCBI's taxonomy places the organism in Eukaryota, Viridiplantae, Streptophyta, Magnoliopsida, Brassicales, Brassicaceae. The transcript is spliced from 6 exons. Gene Ontology annotation, biological process: mitochondrial electron transport, NADH to ubiquinone. The record is from RefSeq and is a predicted model, not a curated record.
GAAGAAGAGUGUAGAGGGGAGACUCGAUCGGAAUCAGAGAAAAAAAUGAGCGGAGUUUCGACGGCGGCGUACUUUGCGCGGCGAGCGGCACAGAAGGAGAGGGUUCGAAUCCUCUAUCGCCGUGCUCUUAAAGAUACUCUCAAUUGGGCUGUUCAUCGCCAUAUCUUUUACCGGGACGCUUCUGAUCUGCGCGAGAAGUUCAAUGCCAACCAGGAUGUGGAGGACAUUGACAGAAUCGACAAACUGAUCGCUCAUGGUGAAUCAGAAUACAACAAAUGGCGGCACCCUGAUCCUUAUAUCGUUCCAUGGGCUCCUGGUGGCUCAAAGUUCUGUAGAAACCCAACUCCGCCUGCUGGGAUUGAGAUUGUGUACAACUAUGGUCUAGAAGACAAUCCAUAAACCUAGCUUCUAUAUUUUCAUACCCAUCAAUAAAAUUGAAGCAUCCAGUGGCUAUGUGGUUCAGCAGAUAAAUUAACAACUUUCAAGGUUGAAACUUUGAGGGACCAAUUGUUGUUUUUAAAAGUUGUUUCGUUCCAGUAUGAGAAUCUUGUUUCAACUUGGUUUAUAUUUCUUUAUCCAAAACAUUUCUGGCUGCGCUUGAAUCAUGGAUGUUCCGACCAUGAAAACUUGUUAUUAAAAACAUCAAAAGUGUGUUCUUUUUGUUACCUUGGCUGCAUAUUAUAACGAGAUGGGUCUAGACCGAA